This is a messenger RNA of Mesoplodon densirostris (Blainville's beaked whale), 1380 nucleotides long. RefSeq names its product CXXC-type zinc finger protein 1-like. Bases 1 to 1380 code for a protein of 459 amino acids. The record is from RefSeq and is a predicted model, not a curated record. The transcript has 11 exons. Gene Ontology annotation, cellular component: Set1C/COMPASS complex. NCBI's taxonomy places the organism in Eukaryota, Metazoa, Chordata, Mammalia, Artiodactyla, Ziphiidae. Gene Ontology annotation, biological process: positive regulation of DNA-templated transcription.
AUGAAGAGAGAGGAGGCACGGAGUGUCCAGAGAUCAUUUAAGAAACAAAUUGGGGAGGCCUGUCAGCAUUUUCCUAGCCUACAGCCCUGGAUGAAUGACACUGAGGACUUCCCAUUCCUAGAUUCUGCACUGCAGAAGCAGGCAAUGGAUAUGAAGAAACGGAAGAAUUUGAAGAAAAAAGUGGAGUGGGAGAAGGAGACGCAGCAGAAGCUCAUGGAAAAGUCAGAAGACCCAGAGCAGUCAGAUGCCGAGCACCUAGAUGCCGAGCACCCAGCCUCACUGCGGCAGUGCCUGGGACCUGACUGUGUGCACCCCAGCCGGCCAGGCUCCAAGUACUGCUCGGAUGACUGUGGCAUGAAGCUGGCAGCUGACCGCAUCUAUGCGAUCCUGCCCAAGCGCAUCCAGCAAUGGCAGAAGAGCCCUUGCAUUGCUGAGGAGCAUGACAAGAAAAUGCUCGAGCGCAUCCACCGUGAACAGCAGGACACCCACACCCGCCUGAAGGACAUAGAGUGCCAUUUCCAUGAACUUGAGGCCAUCAUUCAGCGUGGCAAGCAGCAGGCUGUGUGCAAAGAGGAAGAGAGCAACCAACGUGGCAGGAACAGCGUCAACCUGCAGAUCUUCUGUGUCUCCUGCGGGCAACCCAUCAAUAGGCGGGUUGCCCUGCGCCACAUGGAGCGCUGCUUCGCCAAGUAUGAGCGCAAAUGGUCCUUCAGGUCCACGUACCCCACUUGCAUUCAGGGAGCCACAGGGCUCUUCUGUGAUGUUUACAACCCAUGGAGUAGAAGGUACUGUAAGCGACUCCAGGUGUUAUGCCCUGAGCACUCGAAGGACCCCAAGGUACCGGAUGAUGAAGUGUGCGGUUGCCCACUAGUGAAAAACGUCUUUGAGCCCACUGGUAAUUUCUGUUGCCUCCCCAAACGGCUGUGCAAUCACCACUACUGCUGGGAGAAGCUGAGACGUGCCGAGUUGGACCUAGAGCGCAUGCACAUGUUGCUCAAGCUGGAAGAGCUGGCUGAGCAGGAGAAAAAGGUGCGCACAGCCAUGAAGAAUCGGGCAGGGCUGCUGGCCCUGAUGCUUCAUCAGACAAUCCAGCAUGACCCGCUCACCACUGACCUACGCUCCAGACGGCUUCCGGGCGCUCAGGUACCUUGCGAGGGCUUUGAAGAGGGACUUGAAAGGGUGAGUGAGCCAGACAGCAUGCGCUGUGCGCUGCGCUGUGUGCGCACAGCGUGGCAUGUGCAAGUGGGGGAGGGGGCAGGGCUUGGCGUGGCUCAGCAUAAGUCUGAGCUGUCCCAGAAGUACCAGGUGGUGGCAAUGCCAUUGGCAGUAAAGGAGGCCAUACACCAGCUGUUGUCUGAAAAGAACCUGCCUCAGUACUGA